Molecule: messenger RNA, 2301 nt
Organism: Lontra canadensis (Northern American river otter)
Lineage: Eukaryota; Metazoa; Chordata; Mammalia; Carnivora; Mustelidae
Gene: MYZAP
Product: myocardial zonula adherens protein
Exons: 14
Coding region: 1-1332 (443 amino acids)
Biological process (GO): intracellular signal transduction; maintenance of ER location
Cellular component (GO): RNA polymerase II, holoenzyme; nuclear envelope; intracellular anatomical structure
Source: RefSeq, a predicted model, not a curated record
AUGCUGCGCUCCACGUCCACCGUCACCUUGCUCUCGGGCGGCGGCGCCAGGGCACCCGGGGCGCCCAGCAGGAGGGCAAAUGUCUGCAGACUGCGGCUGACCAUCCCCCCCGAGAGUCCAGCCUCAGAGCCAGGUGAAAGGAAGACUGAAAGAAAAGAACAACAGCCUGACCUAAGCAAUGGGGAGCCCACCAGGAAACUUCCUCAGGGUGUCGUCUACGGUGUGGUGCGGAGAUCGGAUCCAAAUGAGCAGAAGGAAAUGGUGGUGUACGGGUGGUCCACCAACCAGCUGAAAGAAGAGAUGAACUACAUCAGAGACGUGAGAGCCACUUUGGAAAAAGUAAGGAAACGAAUGUAUGGAGACUACGAUGAAAUGAGACAGAAGAUUCGACAGCUCACCCAGGAAUUGUCAGCUUCCCAGGCUCAGCAGGAGUAUCUCAAGAAUCAUAUCCAGACACAGUCGUCAGCCCUGGACAGUUUUAAUGCCACCAACUCGGCCUUAACGUCGGACUCCAUCGGCCUGCAGAAAACCCUGGUGGAUGUUACUUUGGAAAAUAGCAACAUUAAGGAUCAAAUGAGAGACCUGCGGCAGACCUAUGAAGCCUCCGUGGGCCAGCUGCGGGAAAAGCAGAGGCAGUUGGAGGUGGCGCAGGUAGAAAACCAGCUGCUGAAAAUGAAGGUGGAAUCCUCCCAGCAAGCCAAUGCCGAGGUGAUGAGAGAGAUGACCAAGAAGCUGUACAGCCAGUACGAGGAGAAGCUGCAGGAGGAGCAGCGGAAGCACAGCACCGAGAAGGAGGCUCUCCUGGAAGAAACCAAGAGUUUUCUGAAAGCAAUUGAGGAAGCCAAUGAAAAGAUGGAAGCGGCGGAGAUGAGCCUGGAGGAGAAGGACCGGAGGAUCGGAGAGCUGGACAGGCUGAUUGAGCGCAUGGAAAAGGAACGUCAUCAGCUGCAGCUCCAGCUCCUGGAGCACGAAACAGAAAUGUCAGUGGAAAUAAUGGACCCUGACAAGGAAAGGUAUCAGCAGCUGGAAGAGGCAUCGGCCAGCCUCCGGGAACGGAUCCGGCACCUGGACGACAUGGUGCAUUGUCAGCAGAAGAAAGUCAAGCAGAUGGUUGAGGAGAUUGAAUCGUUGAAGAAGAAGGUGCAGCAGAAACAGCUCUUAAUAUUGCAGCUUUUGGAAAAGAUCUCUUUCUUAGAAGGAGAGAAUAACGAACUACAAAGCAGAUUGGACUAUUUAAUGGAAACCCAGGCCAAGCCUGAGGUGGAGACCAGAGAGAUUGGAGUGGGCUGUGAUCUUCUCCCCAGGAUCCAUCUUAGCACUUUCACUGCGUAGGUCAGUCAGCAGAGGAAAUGAAAGCUACGUAUCCGCAUUUCCGAAAAGGCAGGCCCAACAGGUAGGACUCGUGAAAUCUCGAUACCUUCCAGGAACUACACUCCAUACACACGGGUCUUGGAGUUAACCACGAAGAAAACACUGACUUAGGCACGUGGAGACACACACUUUGUACGGAUGGACAAAAGCCCUGGAACCGUGUGGCUCGAGGUCUGGGAAGGGAGGCUUCUGCUUCCUCCUAUCCAAGUUUCAGCCAGAAAGGAGACUGCUGAGGUUCUAAUCUACUUCUAAAACAUGAAGGAAAAGUGAGGCAGAAGGGGAGGGCAGGAGAGAGAGCUUUCAAGGGCAUAUUUCAAACACCCAACCAUGCUUUACUGGGCCAUCAUUAGCUUUCCAAGUAGACACUGAAAUUCUGUCAGAAUUCCCUCACAAUUUAUUUUCUGGUUCACUAGCCUUCGGUUGGAAGGAAAAAGGGCAUUAAUUUGAAAUUUCAGGUUAUUCACGCCAGGAUCAUUUGUUACAGCGUGAAGGUUUUAUUCGCCCAUAAAAGUAUUAGAAGCGAUGUUUCUCUGGUGCCAAGAAGCCUGUCCAUAGGUGCAGGGGCACCUGGGGAUACCUGACCCUGCCAGGGAAGGGUGCUCACUCCUCUUGGUCCCCAGGAUCUGUAUGGAAUUGUGGGAGCCACGGGUGGAGACUGGCCUCCUGCGGGCACAAGUGCCUCGUUCUCAUGUGCUAAUCCUUGGUUUAAUUUGUGCCUUAUGCCUUCAUGGGGCUCACUGAAAUCAAUGUAUUUAUUUCACCUGUGAUUUUUUCUUCCCUUUCUCACUUUAACUGAAUUUUUUUGUAUGUUGUGAAAAGGUAAUCAUUGAAUGUUUUCAGUAUCAAUUGUUUUUUUAAAGUAAUUUGUUCACGCAUGUUCUACUCUGAUAUAACCUAUGUCACAUAUGUUUAAUAAAUGCCAUGUAUUUU